AUGUCCUCCUCAAUGGCCAUUCUCACCACCAUCGUCAUCUGUCUUCUCGCUACAAUCGACGUGAAACCUGCACCAUCAGGCAUUGUUGAGCAGGAGAAUCACUCAAAAAUCGCAUGCUGGGAGUCAAAGGUCUCAGGAAACCUCGAAAGCGGAUUUCAGCUGAGCGGAGAAGAAUACAAGCUCUGUUCAUACAUGCCGUCACCGGCAAACUACGAGCAAGGAUAUGUGAAUGGAGUAGACCUUGAGUCAGAUGAUUAUUCACAUGUUCUUGGUCUUCUCUCCACAACCACACCAGGAUACUCAAUGUUGUCAGUUUGUAUCCACGAGGCCUUCACGUUUCGAGGCAACUUGACCUCAACCCAAUAUUCAAUUCGAUGCCUCUGUAAUAGAUCUGGCUGUAACAUUCCGAGUAGCAUGGACAACUUUUUCACUUUUAACCAGUCCCCAAUCUUUUUGUAA
Messenger RNA from Caenorhabditis remanei, 459 nucleotides. RefSeq lists its product as uncharacterized. Lineage: Eukaryota; Metazoa; Nematoda; Chromadorea; Rhabditida; Rhabditidae. Bases 1 to 459 code for a protein of 152 amino acids. The transcript is spliced from 2 exons. The record is from RefSeq and is a predicted model, not a curated record.